Molecule: messenger RNA, 597 nt
Organism: Kwoniella shivajii
Lineage: Eukaryota; Fungi; Basidiomycota; Tremellomycetes; Tremellales; Cryptococcaceae
Exons: 10
Coding region: 1-597 (198 amino acids)
Biological process (GO): intracellular protein transport; endoplasmic reticulum to Golgi vesicle-mediated transport
Cellular component (GO): endoplasmic reticulum; endoplasmic reticulum membrane
Source: RefSeq, a predicted model, not a curated record
AUGGCUGAGCUCACGCUAUUCUCGACAAUGGUGUGUCCUAUGCCUUUCACACUCAGGAAGAAAUUGUUCCAUUUCCUCAGCGAGAACCCAAUCGUCGCGAAAGUUCAAUACGGACUGAAAAUAACGUUUAUAUUCGUGGCGGUGCUGUUUGUAGAUGCGGUUCAAAGAAUGGUCAGAAUUGCACAAGAAGGUGCUGCUGCUAAAGCGAAGACUGAUAUGGCCGAUGUAAGGACCGAGACCAACUACGCUGCACGAAGAUUCUACGCUCAAAGAAACUUGUAUCUCACCGGAGCCACUCUCUUCUUAUCCCUUCUUCUUGCUCGAGUUUUCUACAUUGUCCUUGACUUCAUCCACGUCCAGGAGAAUUUUACAGCUCUUCAAACCAAGGUUGCGAGACAAAGUGGUGCUUCAGGCGAGGCUGAGGAGUUGAGAAAGAGAAUCAAUGAGCUUGAGGCUGAAUUGAAGGUCAACCAAGGCAAAGACAGGGAUUUUGACACUCUUAAGAAACAAGCAUCCCAGCAAAAUGCUGAGUACAAUAGAUUAGCUGAUGAGCACAACAAAUCUACCGGUGCUGUAUCAAACAAAAAGGCCGAUUAA